AUGGGCAACAAUCCUUCUAAAGGCCCCGUCGGCGAUGCGCCAUCGGGCCAUAUCCCCCAUGCCGCCGCUGAGCGAAAGGUUGUUCGUCGCACAUCACAAAACACAAUCCCAACCACCAAGGCUACCGCGGCCGACCCAUCAGCGUCUCGAGAGAAUGCCGCCGGUCACUCCGCAGCAUACCAAGGCUCCGUUCAACAUCGGCUCCAAUCCCGAAACCCGCCGCCCGGAACUCCAAAGCCUAUAACCAGACCCGAAAAGCCCGUUGAAAGGAGGAUUGAGCCACCGCAGAGCAGAGAUGUCGCCUCGCCAGACCACUCUAAUCCGGUACAGGUGCCAAUAUCGCGCCAUGCCGCGGGGCGAGACCCUGUUGCACCUUCAGCCCCGCCGCUCAACUCCUACUAUAGUGCCUCGACCCACCUGCAAAGACCCCCGCGUAUGCCAUUGCCUAUUGCCGAUGCUACCACUACACCUGGAUCACCGGUCAUCGGACCUGAGGAUUCUCAUAUUCAGUCGAUGCCUGCAGACAGACUGUUAGACGAACAUAUGGAGGCAUCCCAUUAUAGCAAUGCUACCUUGGAUGGUGAUGAGAUGGUGGACGAGCUGCGGCCAUUUGGUGUCGGCAAGGCGGUGCCCACGGUAAUUGAGUGGAACGGACCUGGUGAGAAGGUCUAUGUUACUGGUACCUUUGUCAACUGGGAGAAGAAAUUCAAGUUACACAGAAGCGAGACCAAUGCUAAAGUCAUGACCGCAACAUUGAACCUCCGGCCCGGCACGCAUCAUCUGAAGUUCCUUAUCGACGGUGAAAUGCGAGCUUCAGAUGAUCUUCCGACGGCUGUCGACUUCACUAACCACUUGGUGAACUAUAUCGAGAUUAGUGCGGAUGAUGCUAACGACAACUCAUCUAUUUCGUCCGGAGUCCGGCCAUCACAAACACCACAGGAUAAUGCCAAGGACCGACCAUCAGAAGAUGCGGAAGACGAUCCUCCGAAGAACGGGGAAGCUGAGGAGGUUCCUGCGGGAGACUUCGGCAGUGCAAUUCCCCAAUUUCUUGCUGAUCUGGACAAGGAAGAAGACAGCCCUGCAUAUCUGCAAGCUGCUAACGUCAUUGGUGACACCCCAACUCCGCCCAGUCUUCCAUUGUUCUUGGGUAAAUCGAUUCUCAACACCCUCACUCCUACAAAGGAUGAUAGCAGUGUUCUUAAUUACCCCAACCACACUGUUUUGAAUCAUCUGGCCACUAGUAGUAUCAAGAAUGGUGUUCUUGCCACUAGUGUCACAACUAGAUACAAGCGCAAGUAUGUGACAAGUAUUUUGUACAAACCUACCGGCGACAUUACUGGGGAGUGA
Molecule: messenger RNA, 1347 nt
Organism: Penicillium longicatenatum
Lineage: Eukaryota; Fungi; Ascomycota; Eurotiomycetes; Eurotiales; Aspergillaceae
Product: putative Snf1 kinase complex beta-subunit Gal83
Exons: 3
Coding region: 1-1347 (448 amino acids)
Biological process (GO): signal transduction
Cellular component (GO): nucleus; nucleotide-activated protein kinase complex; cytoplasm
Molecular function (GO): protein kinase binding
Source: RefSeq, a predicted model, not a curated record